AGCACGGUUCUCCCUGAGCACUUGGCCUGUUCCUUGAUUUUUACAAACCACCAGUGGCGCUCUUUCUCCACGGGAGCGAGGAGUGUGUGGCUUCUAUAAAAAACACGAAUCAGGUGAACGUCGUAAACGGUCUAUGGCGUAAACCCGGCGAACCAAGGGAGAUUUUGCGCAGCCGAACACGGAAGAGAAUGUCAGAUCCGCGCGCACGGAUACGUCUGUUCCGUGGGGAAAUGUCUGAGGGGAUGGGCCACUUUCUCGGGAAUUUCUGAGGCCGUUUAGCUGCUGUCCGUGCCUCUGGUCUUUAACGUGAAUGGCUCACUGAAUCUGAGAGGCAGAAGGACUGAGGACUCUUAUCACUGUGGAUAUUUAUGAUCACGCCGUGUUCCUGCCUUUGGAGACGGGGGUAAAUGAGCCAUAGGCAGUGAGCGAGGUGCCACAGCCGACGACGUGUUGCAAUUGUACGGAAAAGCAAAGAGAAAACCCCCCCACGGAGGAGAAACGACCUCAAAUGUACGCUGGUUUGGAGAGAUGUGUCGUGUGUGCAGGACAGUCCGCGCAUAACCGAGGGAACGGCCGCGCUGUGAGAUCUGCGGGGACAUUUAUCCGCUGGUUGUAAUGACGACGGCACGGAUAUUCUAAUUCUAUCCGCGAAGCUUUGGAGCGUUCACCCCGCAGCCCUCAGGAGUGUCCCGGGGAUAUGGGACAGCGAGCGGAACCGAUGCAGUGGCUCUCGACGAGGCAGUGCCAAAACACAGGGCAGUGAUGCCUGGGAUGGUGAUGUUCCGGCGGCGCUGGUCAGUCGGCAGUGAUGACCUGGUGCUGCCCGCCCUCUUCCUCUUUCUUCUACACUGCAUCUGGCUGGUGGUUCUGUCGGUGGUUCUGUUCGGCCUCCCGUACGGCUCAGACCAGUCCUGCUCCGUGACACUGGUGGACCAUGGCCGGGGAUACUUGGGCAUCCUGGUCAGCUGUCUCAUCUGUGAGAGCGCCAUCAUGUGGUUAAGCAUGAGAGGCAGCAUACUGUACACACAGCCCAGGGAAGCUGUACAGUAUGUCCUCUAUAUACGACUUGCCAUUCUGUUGGUGGAGCUGGUUUACGCUGUGGUUGGAAUUGCUUGGCUUGUUCAAUAUUAUCAGCCAUGCUCUGAUGUCACAGCCAAAAAUCUCGCCUUAGGUAUAGUUGCAUGUAAUUGGCUCGUGAUCCUCAGCGUCUGCAUCACUCUUAUGUGCACCUUUGACCCUACGGGUCGGACAUUUGUCAAGCUCAAAGCAACUCGGAGACGACAACGGAACCUCACAACAUAUACACUCAGACACCGACUUGAAGAAGGCCAAGCCAGCAGCUGGAGUCGGAGAUUAAAGUUUUUCAUGUGCUGUACAAGAGCCCAAGACACGCAGUCGGAUGCCUACUCUGAAGUGGCCAGCCUUUUCGCAGAGUUUUUCAGAGAUCUAGACAUUGUGCCUAGUGAUAUUAUUGCCGGUUUGGUUCUACUCCGCCAGAGACAAAGAUCGAAGAGGUCUGCAAUCUUGGACCAGGCCAACAACGACAUUAUAGCCUUUCUUUCUGGGAUGCCUGUGACUCGUAACACUCGAUACCUUGACCUUAAGAAUUCUGGCGAGAUGAACAUGUACAAAGAGGUGUGCUAUUACAUGCUGUUUGCACUCGCUGCGUACGGUUGGCCCAUGUACCUGAUGAGGAAGCCAGCCUGUGGGUUGUGCCGCCUCGCCAGCUCCUGCCCCUGCACUUCAGUGUCUGGCUCUCGCUUGUCUCAGUCCGUGACAGUGGAAGAGGACAAUUGCUGCGGCUGUAACGUCCUGGCGAUCCGCAGACACUUCCUGGACAGGGAUCUUAAGCAGGUCCACAUUGUCUACACUUCCUGCCAUGAUGCGGUUUACGAAACGCCAUUUUUCGUGGCAGUGGAUCACGGGAAAAAGAAGGUGGUCAUCAGUAUCAGAGGAACCCUUUCACCCAAGGACGCCUUGACUGAUCUGACUGGAGACUCGGAGCGGCUGCCUGUGGAGGAACAACAUGGGACGUGGCUCGGACACAAGGGAAUGGUUUACUCAGCUGAGUACAUCAAGAAGAAACUGGAACAGGAAAUGAUCCUGUCACAGGCUUUUGGAAGGGACCUGAACAAAGGCACCAUGCACUACGGGCUGGUUAUUGUUGGACACUCUCUUGGAGCAGGGACUGCAGCCAUCCUCUCCUUCCUGCUCAGACCCCAGUAUCCCACUCUUCACUGCUACUCCUACUCUCCGCCCGGUGGCCUUCUCAGUGAGGAUGCCAUGGAGUACUCUAAACAGUUUGUCACUUCUGUGGUGUUGGGAAAAGACUUGGUACCAAGACUGGGGCUCUCUCAGCUGGAGGGUUUUAGGCGCCAUCUUCUGGAAGUACUGCAGAAAAGUAACAAGCCAAAGUGGAGGAUUAUCGCUGGCGGCACCAAAUGCAUCCCUAAAUCAGAGCUUCCCCUGGAGGAUGAAGAUCCCCAGACCCAGCCCGCAGCGCCCCCUAGCAGUCGCCUGUGGCUCCACCCCAGUGACCUCAGCAUUGCCCUUUCAGCCUCCACCCCCCUCUACCCUCCCGGCAGGGUCAUCCAUGUUGUGCACAACCAUCCCCCGGAGACAUGCUGUGGCCAAGAGGAGCCCACGUACUCUGCUCUGUGGGGGGACAACAAGGCGUUUGAUGAGGUCAUCAUAUCACCUGCCAUGCUUAACGAACACAUGCCCCACAUGGUCAUGGAGGGGCUUAAUAAGGUGCUGGAAAACUACAACAAAGGGAAAACCGCUCUGCUGUCAGCUGCUAAAAUCAUGGUGAGCCCCACAGAGGUGGAUCUGAACCCAGAGACCGUCUUCAUGGACGCGACCACCACCUCGGAGCAGCCCACCCCGGCCCCCCACCACCGCAGGAACAGCAGUGUCCGACAAAAACCCUUGUUACGUUCUGUUGCCCAGUCAGAAAUAUCACUGGAUGGUUUCUCUGAAUGCCCUCCCCCUCCGGUGCCUGUGGUGUUACGUGGAGCUCGGGAGCGCCUCACGGUGGAGCUGAGGGAUCGUAAAGCUCCUCUGGCGGUCAUGGAGAGUCUGUCUGACGCAGAGUCCCUGUACAGUCUGGACUCUCGACGCUCCUCGGCUGCAUUCAGGGGGUCUCCCAUGUUGGGCAGCCUGCCAUUUCCUUUAGACGCCCCCAUCCCAGAGGAGAACCCCUCUCUGAGCUCUCGGACUGAACUACUUGCUGCUGACUCUCUCUGCCAGGCCACGCCAGAGCAUCUUGGUGAGGUCGGGCCCUUCUUUACACCCAAUCGUGAAUCUUCAUUGACUCCUGAUUACCCCAUGCGACUGUCCCCAGCCACUCCACGCUACAGUGGACACCACUCUCCAACUUUUCUAAACCAGAGUGUCCAGCCUCCGCCUUUCAAGGCAGAGCGAAACACCAAUGUGAUGCUUCCUGAUGGGGAGUACCAACAAAUCCCCGGUGUCUACAGUCCUGGGAGCACACCUCCUCCCAUGAGUCCUCACGUUCAUUCGAGACCUUUGGAUGGAGAAAAGAGAGGCUGGGACUUGGAAGGAACAGCUAAGACCAAUGGAGCAGCUUCUAGACAGUCGUCUCAACUGUCCAAUGGAAACACAAGUCAGGCGGUGCUGGAGUUUGCCCAGUACUUGGACUCUCUGUUCAGGCUGGAUGGCAGCAGCUCACCUCCUCUAGACCUUUCUGAUGGAGAGUCAGAGUCGGGCAGGGGCUCGUAUGGCCGGGGCGAAUGUUUGGGAGAUGGACAGUCAUUGGAUGACAAACAGCUUUUAGCCAGAGCCACACUAGAGCCAAACCUGGUCCCCAAACCCCCUCGCACUUUUGCUGGAUCUGCUGACCCUUCAUCAGGCAUCUCUCUAUCUCCCUCUUUCCCUUUGUCAUCGUCAGAAGAGCUCAAUGACCUGUCUCCAGCAGAGGGCGCCCCAACAGCCAUACACCCUCUUCGAAUAUCCUCGCCCUGCCACUGUCCAGAGGAUAACACACUAUCGUCUAUGGUGUAGUGGGAGGCCUAAUACUUGUGUGAUGCAGUCAUUGAAACGUUGAUAACAUAUCACAUGUGCAUGCUUUGGAAUGCAGUCACCCAUCAGAGAUGACAGAACUUGACAUUACAACUCACAAACUAUACAUUGUUCAGGAAUAUUCAGUGGACAUGUUGAUAGCAUUUUCUCACUAUUGCAAUGUUUGGAAAAUGAUACCUCUCUCUGCAUGCCAGGGGGCUGUGCUGCUUUUGGGUGAAUAUAGAUAACUGUAGCUUCUUAAGACCAUUCCAAAAGAAUGUGAUGUCGCCCACAAAGGGACAACGUCAAAUAUACUAUGUUUUUAAUUCAUUAAAGGGAAAGAAUAGUUAUUUAUCUACACAGGGGAAAUAUACUCAUUAGAGCAGUGAUUCUUAACCACACCCACGGUGGGGCCGUGAGCACCACCUUGAGGAUCACAAAAAUAAUAUAAUACAUAAUAUAGUUCAUAUGUGAAUCAACCCCAGGUUACUUUGUGUUGAACAAAGUUUGGUCUCAAGGUCAUAAAGGUUAAGAAGCCCUGCCUUCGAGGUUAUCAUGGGCACAUCAACUUCCUCUACCCUGAUCAGCUACAGGAUUUCUCCAGAUUUUAUUUUGUUGUCAAUAUCAGAAAUGUGAUGAAGGACAAGUUUGUGUCUACAAACAGAAGACAUUGCAAAAGGAUCCUCAGGUCUUGACUUUGACAAACAAAAGUAAGUGUGUUUUAUUGGUGAGAAUUCAUGUGUCUUAAAAUUUAGUGAUUGUGACCAGUUAUUACUGACACCAAUGGAUGUUUAUUUGAGUAUUUUGGUUACUCUUGGUAGUGCAUGAAAGUUUAUUCUUUUUUUUUGUUUUUUUUUUCAAGAGAAAUUGUCUCUAAGACACUUAGAUUGACAUUGAAUACUCUUGCACAUUUCAUCUUGCUAACCCCUUUUAUUUUGCCAAAAAAAUAAUACAUGUAUUGCCAAAUGUAUUUAUAAGAUGUAAUUUUGUAUAUGUAUAUAAAUAUUGCUUUAUUUAAGUGCUGCUGCACAUAUUAUGGAAGUUACUUUAUAUUUCUUUCCCCAUGGUCAUUCUGUAUGUUCCGACACUGUUCCAACCUGAUAAUUUCACACCACAGCUCCUCACCUGGGGUCUUUGCUGCUUGGCCAAAAAACAAACACAAAAUGACUGGCCAAACUUUUGAAACUAGGUAGCUAUCCACAAUGUGCCAGGGGCUGCGUCCGCAUGAGUUAUGCAUUUCAGUAGCAUGGCUGGUCUUGUCCUUGGGCCACAAUGAUCAUGCAGUGAAAUUAUAUAAGCUUUUGGAAGGCAUUGAAAAUCAUCAUCAGAGAUGGUUCUUCUUGUUUAUAAGGUGCUCUGGAUGUCAAAGCAUCUGCUUCCCUUUAAUCUGAUUCAUGUCCAACAUUCAGGAAGGACUACAGAAGAAAACUUUACAGGCAUGCCACUUUUAAGCAUGUCACAUACAAUCCAGCACACCACUCUGGACAUCUGACUUUGCAUUAUUUAUUACUGUUUAUAUUGUUAUCACUUUUAUUGCUAUAUUUGGUGGUAUUAUUAUCCUUAUUACUCUUGCAACAGAUUGUUUUUAAGUCGGUGGUUUAUAUCUCACUUGAUGGACACCACUGUAUCAGCUUUUUUUUUCCUUUUGAGCAAAUAUUUAUUUAAGAUUUUGCAAUGGCAUGGUGACAAUAUCCUCAUUCUCUUUUAUAACAAAAUGUCAUAGUGACAAGAAAUGCAGAUUGCAGACAUUGACCUAUGGUGCAGUGCCACCACCAAACCAAUGCCAAGAGUAAUCAACACAGGUUUUUGUUUGGAACUGAUUUGCUGUGGUUUGUCACAGUGGACUGUUCCAGUUUACAGCCUGAAAUUACUCCAGUCAUGCUGCCACUUCCUGUAAUUUCACUACAUUUAUUAAAGUUAGGCCACACGUUUCAUAUCUUAAGAGGCUUUACUUACAUAUAGUAUUAUAUGAAGUACUGCUGAAAGAAAGCACUAAAGUAUUUUCACCAUGUGUACAGCACCAUUCUCUGUGUGUAAGUAUUUAUGCAGAUGUCUUUAAAGAUAUUUCCAACAAAUAAAUAUAGAAAACAACUAUGUAAACAUAAGAGAACAGUAAAGACCUAUAGACAAAUCAUCUCAAGUUAUUUAUUCAAUCUAUCGGCAGAUAUUUAAUUGAUCUAUAUUUGGGGGGAAAUAAUUCAACUGUGUCUUGUCCAUGUUUACCUGGUUUACCUCCCCUUCUCCUCCCGCUCCACAAAAAGAAUGUAUUUUAUCCCUGCCCCCCAUUGCCCUGCCUGUAAUAAAAUAAAACACUGUUCAAGCGUUUCUGUGUGUGGUGUUAUU
Messenger RNA from Periophthalmus magnuspinnatus, 6363 nucleotides. It is a transcript of the gene dagla, whose product is annotated as diacylglycerol lipase, alpha. The record is from RefSeq and is a predicted model, not a curated record. Gene Ontology annotation, cellular component: postsynaptic membrane; dendrite membrane. Gene Ontology annotation, biological process: lipid metabolic process. Bases 763 to 4023 code for a protein of 1086 amino acids. The transcript is spliced from 21 exons. NCBI's taxonomy places the organism in Eukaryota, Metazoa, Chordata, Actinopteri, Gobiiformes, Gobiidae.